Colletotrichum tamarilloi is the source of this 1113-nucleotide messenger RNA. RefSeq lists its product as uncharacterized. Bases 1 to 1113 code for a protein of 370 amino acids. The transcript is spliced from 2 exons. NCBI's taxonomy places the organism in Eukaryota, Fungi, Ascomycota, Sordariomycetes, Glomerellales, Glomerellaceae. The record is from RefSeq and is a predicted model, not a curated record.
AUGCCCGACUCUAUGCCAACCAUCGACCAAAAUGCUCAAGCAAGUUGGGACGCUCGUCAAGACCAAAGGCUUGAUAUAGAGCUCGAAGACUAUGACGAUCCGACCCGAGGCACCAAUGCGUUAUCAAGACGGCUGGCGUUGAUGGAAAAGAUGAAGUUACUUCGUAUUCCGCGCGAUGAUUCGAGCGGCCAAGUGCCGAACACUCGACAGUCCCCAACCGACAACAACAGCAAGGGAGAGUCAUCAAGAUUCGGGAGUCUCUCAAGCUGCAACAUUGAGGAUAAAAUUGAGGCCCAACUUUGGUCUUUAGAAGCAAAUCGACUUCUUGAUAACAUGGAAGACACCGAGAGCAGCCAAAGCUCUUCAAAGAUUGCAUCAAUUGGCAUGGUACCUGGCGGAAUUACGGCCACUAGCUUCGAUCAGCUCAAGUCUCUUGCCGACCGACUAAUUUGCGCCCUCGCCAUCUAUGGUCUCAACGAUCAAGAUUCCCUUGCUGGCUUUGAAUCUUCUUACAAAAGCCGGGACAUGGUCAUAAUCUCGCAUAGUCAAAUGGUGCUGGAAGAUCUAACGAGUGGGUCUAAGAUGUCCAGAAAAUUCAACAUGGCUCGCAGAAAUGAGCCUUCCGACUCAAGAGCAGAACAGGCUAUGGAUGUCUCGCAAUCCGAGCUUCCGAGAUUUUACGCCCUGAUUGACUACAUUACGGUCACAUUGGCUAAAAUAAUGUCUUUCAACACCGAAGUGAAGGCCGGUUCCAGAUUGGGAUCUUUCUGGCAUGCCAUGAUAUUAACUGUGCUCGCCAAGUUGUCGGCUAAGAUGAAAAUUCUAGGGCACAACUUGCCAGGCUAUGCUGUAGCAGCUCUUCGCAGAAAAAGGGACAGAAUCCCCGACGUGAAGGUCAGGUAUCGAUGGCCUGAUAAAGGAAAGAUGAAAGUGUACGGUGUGGACUCUGACUCGAGAUCUUCCUAUGACUCCUACUUUGACCCUGACUCUGACUUCGAGACCGAUCACGCGGACCGAGUUGAGUUAGCGGCUCUGCCGGCUCCAGAUGGAACCAUCAGACCGGAAGUUUUGAGUGCACACACCGAUACAUACGUCAAUGCCGAAAUGCUCUGA